Messenger RNA from Hevea brasiliensis (rubber tree), 2687 nucleotides. RefSeq lists its product as uncharacterized. Lineage: Eukaryota; Viridiplantae; Streptophyta; Magnoliopsida; Malpighiales; Euphorbiaceae. The transcript is spliced from 10 exons. The coding region runs from base 483 to 2474 and encodes 663 amino acids. Gene Ontology annotation, molecular function: GTP binding. The record is from RefSeq and is a predicted model, not a curated record.
GUUUUCUUCCUUCCUUCCUGGGAUCUCUUCUAUAAUGAAUAAAACGCCCCUGUGGCCGUAGGUAUCCAACCCACUACCACCAUGUUUGCUUUUACAGCUUACUUAGCGUCCCUGUGAGCUUUAUUGCCAUAACCAUAUGCUACCAUGUUACUGGUUUUCAGCUCUUGCUCUGUUUCUUCCAAUUCAGUAAAUCUUUUUUCUUGUUAUAAAUGCAUUAUUUCACCCUUUGUUUUUCACCGUCACCAACUGUUUGAUAAAAUUCCUCAACCAUUUAAAAGUUAGAGAACCUACCCUAACAAGAAGCCUUUCCUUUUUCUUGGUGUUCUUUUUGGACAUUUUGAACCCUUACAUGAGAUAGUUGCUUCUCUUACUUUUAUUGCCUUCCAAUGUUAUCGUUGAACAUGUAGCGGUUCAAAGAAUUGCUUAUUACAUACCCUUGUGAUUGGAAAGAGUUUGCUGGGUGGUGGCUGUACUUCUGCUACAUGUCUCACUUGUGGGUUCGAUCUCUUUCAGCCCAAAAGAGGCAUUUUUGUGCAGGAAUCUUAUGCAAAAGCAACAUUGGCUGCUCACUGUCGAAGAGAGUAAAUUACUCUAUCCCAACAUUCCACAGGGAGUGUAACCCUGUAAAUUCAUUGAAAUUGUCUGCUCAGUUCAACACUCCCUUAAGAUCGCUGCUAAAUAAUGCUAGUGCUAUAAAAGACGAUAGAAUUGUCCCACCAAGCAGGAACUUUUGUCAGUUAAUUGCAAGAUGGCAGCUUCGUUUGGCAUUUUGUUCAGCAGCUCGAAAUGAAAUGUCAGAUUUGGAUUCUGGUUUGGAUGAUGAUGUAAUAUGUAGUGAUUUGCAGCAGGCUGAUCUAGAUUCUGGGGAUAUUGGUAUUACAAAGAAAGAAAAGGUCGUGUAUGAAAAACCAAUUGACUUUACCAAAGUUGACAUUAAUUUGCUUCCAACUGUCAUUAUUGUCGGGCGUCCAAAUGUGGGAAAAUCAGCCCUGUUCAACCGGUUGAUUCGAAGGAGGGAGGCUCUUGUGUACAAUACACCAGAUGAUCAUGUUACUCGAGACAUAAGAGAAGGAAUUGCUAAAUUGGGUGAUCUGAGGUUUCGAGUUUUGGACUCAGCUGGCGUUGAAACAGAAGCAACUUCAGGGUCUAUCCUUCAGAGAACGACGAACAUGACUGCAAAUGUGCUAGCAAAGAUUCAAUUUGUAGUACUCCUGAUAGAUGUGAGAGCUGGACUACACCCUUUGGAUUUGGAGGUUGGAAAGUGGUUGAGAAGAAAUGCACCUGGAUUCACUCCUAUAGUUGCAAUGAAUAAAUCUGAAUCACUUUGUGAUGGUACUGGUUCUAUUACUGAUGCUGCUGAUGAAGCACGUAUGCUAGGAUUUGGAGAUCCUAUUGCCAUAUCUGCUGAGACAGGGCUGGGUAUGACAGCACUUUAUGAUUCUCUUCGGCCUUUGCUUGAGGAUUAUAUGCUCAAAGUCCUGAACAGUAAUUGUAAUCAACCAAAUAGCAAUUGUGAUAGCCAUGAUGACAACCAUGGUGAGGUUGAAGAGUUGUCUAAGUUGCCACUGCAGUUAGCUAUUGUUGGACGGCCCAAUGUUGGAAAGUCAACCUUGCUGAAUACUUUGUUACAAGAAGAACGUGUGCUGGUGGGUCCAGAGGUUGGUUUGACCAGAGAUUCUAUUAGAGCUCAUUUCCAUUUUCAAGGGAGAACCAUAUAUCUGGUUGACACUGCAGGUUGGUUGCACAGGACAGGUCAGGAUAAAGGACCAUCAUCAUUGAGCAUAGUGCAAUCAAGAAAGAAUCUGAUGAGGGCUCAUGUAGUUGCUUUGGUACUUGAUGCAGAAGAGAUUGCAAAAGCUAGGCGUAGUAUGACUCAUGCUGAAGUGGUUAUAGCAAGAAGGGCUGUGGAAGAAGGACGUGGAUUGGUUGUUAUUGUGAACAAGAUGGAUCUUCUAAGAGGGAAACAAAAUUCAAAGUUAUAUCAGAAGGUCAUUGAAGCUGUUCCUUUAGAAAUUCAGACAGUCAUACCGCAGGUUUCAGGAAUACCAGUUGUAUUUAUUUCAGCAUUAGAGGGCAGAGGCAGGAUAGCUGUCAUGCGUCAGGUCAUCAAUACAUAUGAAAAAUGGUGCUUAAGAUUACCCACAGCUCGGCUGAACAGAUGGUUGUGCAAGGUUAUGAGCAGACACUCUUGGAAAGACCAGGCUGCACAACCCAAGAUCAAGUACUUCACCCAGGUGAAGGCUCGUCCACCAACUUUUGUUGCCUUCACAAGUGGGAAGACACAACUUUCUGAUACAGAUCUCCGGUUCUUAACGAAGUCAUUGAAGGAAGACUUUGACUUGGGUGGAAUUCCCAUCCGCAUCAUGCAGCGGUGUAUUCCUAGAAAAAUCGGGGGUAGUGGCAGCAAGAGCAAUCAAUCUGCAGUGAGGAUGGAGGAAAGAAUAUUUUCUGACAAGAGAACUACUGCUGCAUGACACAACGAUUUUAGCUUCUAUGUUCAUUUCGCAUUUUUUCCUCGAGUAAAAGCUUGGUCAGAUGUUGAGUGAUAAUUCUGUGGAGGUGGUUGCUAGGGUAGUCUUAGAUUUCUCAUUUAUAGCCAAAAGAUAUGUAUUAACAAGAUGUAAAUUAAGGAAUGCGUCUAACAUUGGGUUGCAAUAGAAGCAAUACAAAAUUUGUAGGACACAAAA